Gongylonema pulchrum is the source of this 348-nucleotide messenger RNA. NCBI's taxonomy places the organism in Eukaryota, Metazoa, Nematoda, Chromadorea, Rhabditida, Gongylonematidae. The record is from the annotation of a GenBank genome assembly.
AUGAAGAAAUUAGUGAGCGAUGUGACACAGUACUUAACUGAAAAUGAUGCAGAUGGAUUUGAUAUUGACUGGGAAUUUCCGGUCUGGAGCCGCGAUGCACAGCCAACAGACAAGAAGGCUUUCGCUCUUCUCAUUAAAUUAUUUUUCUACACGAGUGAUAUUUGUGUUAAAAGUUUUCAGGAAAUGCGGGAAGCUUUUGAUAAAGCAAAAGCUGGCCUUUUGCUUACUGCGGCUGUUGCAGCACCCUUUACAGUCGUCGACAAAGCCUACGAUAUCGAUGCAUUCAACAAGUUAUCAUUUGCCUUUGCUGUGCAGAAAACACUUUUCCGCAUUCUCACUGUAGUGUAA